AUGUGGAAGGAGAAGGGGGGUUUAUGGGUGAGAAGGUUGACGGAGUUUAAUGAUGCUUUAUUGGGGAAAUGGUAUUGGAGGGUGUUGGAAGCGAGAGGAAGUCUUUGGAUCAGACAAGGGGAUGAGUUGAUUGAUAACGGGUGGCUGAUCGAUAAUAUUGAGAGAUCGGUAGGCAACAAGGUAGACUCUCUUUUUAAGAGGGAUCCUGGGUUGGAGGGAGGUGUGCUGAUGAAUAGAUUCCAAAGGCUUUAUAAGCUAUCUGAGUAUAAGGGUGCUUCCGUAGCGGAGAUAUUUUCCUUAGGGUGGGGGCCGGAUGAAGAGGCUUGGAGAUGGCGUAGGAGGUUGUGUGCGUGGGAGGAAGAGUUGGUUGGGGAGUGUAUUAGGUUGAUGGAUUCUUUUGUUUUGCAGGACGAGAAAAAUCAAGAGAAAAAACUUCAAAUACUACAAGGGUUUUGA
Messenger RNA from Vicia faba (fava bean), 456 nucleotides. The record is from the annotation of a GenBank genome assembly. Lineage: Eukaryota; Viridiplantae; Streptophyta; Magnoliopsida; Fabales; Fabaceae.